CGUGUCAGUUUCCAGCUGUAGUCUCAAACAGUCCUUUCAAGACUCGGGAUAAGUAAACAGUAGAAAACUCUUGACUAACCCUGAGACGCUAUCUCAGUGCAUGAAGCCAUUUCUACUCCACUCCAUUCAAAUAUGCACUGAUUCCAACUGAUGAAAUUCCGAUUAACGUUUGAAACGCUUUAAGACUAUAAUAGCAAGUAUGGCAGAUGUUGGCUGACUACCAAAAGGUAUUCUCCUAAAGGCGCUAACACGAAUAGUCUUCUAAAAAGCAAAAGAAAUAGCGGCUACAGCUCAUGAACUUUGAUUAUUCUACAGUGUUAUCCUCUGGUCCAUGUCACUGUUCAGACAGUGCAAGGCAUUUUCUACGUGGACAAGAGUGAGGAAGAUGCUUGUGUGGCUAUAAGCAAAGAUAAUAGCCUAAUCCAGUCAGCACGGGAACAGGUCUGUAAAAGAUUGCAUCCAAUAUUUACUUUUCCCAUAUCUGACAAAGCGUCAUCCAGAUAAGAGCGUGUUGCCCCAGCCUAUAUCAGAAAUCUCGCGCUCCGGGGCUAAAUGGAGACGCUGGUGAACUCUGCGUUGCGCACAGGAGUACAUUUAUCUAAAGAACGAGGUCAUUCAUUGUAUUAAUCUUGGUUACAACCAUGUGCUGCACUGACAUGGAUCCGACAAACGAAGGAAACAACUGCAUCAAUCAGCUGGGUGGUGUGUUUCUAAACGGCCGACCACUACCUGCUUACAAGCGCAGGAUGAUGAUUGAACUAGCAUCAGAGGGUGUGAGACCUUCUCAGAUCUCACAGAUUCUUAAGGUAUCCAGUGGUUGUAUUAGCAAGAUACUCAACCGAUAUAAGAAAACCGGGAUGCUCUGCCCAAAGGCUAUUGGAGGAAGUAGACCUCGGAGGCUCACACCUGAUGUAAUAUCAACAAUUAUUCAACACAAGAAUGCGAGUCCAAACAUCUUUGCUUGGGAAAUUCGGCAAAGACUUCUGGCAGCAAGAGCAUAUGAAGCUGAGAAAAUCCCAAGUGUUUCCUCCAUCAAUAGAAUUCUGAGAAAGAUGAAGACUGACACUUUUGCCUCAAAUGCCAUCUAUGCAGAAAUUGUGAAUGCUGUACCAGGUCAGGGGAGUGAGGUAUCUGGGACAGAACACCUGGCUGUUCUUCAGUCAUCUAACCAUCAUCCAAGCAGUACCCAACAACGGAAUAGAACCAGUUUCAGCCCUAAACAAGCAGAGGCUCUCGAGCAAGAGUUCCAUCACAAUCACUAUCCAGAUAUGUUAGCUCGUGAAAGAAUAGCGAUACAAAUCAGUGUACCAGAGGACACCAUAAAGGUGUGGUUCUCAAAUAGAAGAGCCAAAUUGAGAAGGGAGAGUCAGACCAAGCAAAACAACUGUACAUCCCAUGGACCUGCAUCACUGCAUGAUGACAAGACAACUCUAUCCCAGACCUACCACCAGGAUAACAGAUUGUCUUCUUCUCAUAUAGGCAGAAAAUAUUUCCAGUUUGAUCCUUCUGAAAUAACUACUUUCUCAGAGAAUAGUACCGGAUUGUGUUGGGCCCACUAUCACUCUUUUCAGCCAACAUUUUCAUUUGGGCAUCCCCAAAAUGAGCAGACUCUCUUUGGCUCAUUUCAAUGAUGACAGAUCUUGGAACCAUACUAACAGAAUCGCUUUGACUGACAAGUGGAGAUUUGAUUGACAAGUGACAAGGCAUUAAAGAGGACCUUUAUGCCACCAACAUAUUAAUGGAGAGGUUCCAUUUCCCAAA
Molecule: messenger RNA, 1761 nt
Organism: Alosa sapidissima (American shad)
Lineage: Eukaryota; Metazoa; Chordata; Actinopteri; Clupeiformes; Clupeidae
Gene: pax4
Product: paired box 4
Exons: 10
Coding region: 642-1631 (329 amino acids)
Biological process (GO): regulation of transcription by RNA polymerase II; anatomical structure development
Molecular function (GO): RNA polymerase II cis-regulatory region sequence-specific DNA binding; DNA-binding transcription factor activity, RNA polymerase II-specific
Source: RefSeq, a predicted model, not a curated record